AUGAUUACAGGCAAUCUGUUCAGAAAGGUUUAUCUGCUGAGAUUUAGAUUCUCCACUUCAUAUGCUGAACUAAUAGCUUCAAAUAAAGCUAAUAGAGUGUAAGAUGUGGGAAGCUUGAAAGAAUUGUUAGAUUAAAUUUAUUAAACUAAGCCAUAUUUACAUUGCAUCAUAUUUAAUUAAGUUGGACAUCCAUAGUACAUAAUUGAUUAACUUAGCUAUUAAAAAGUAAAUGAAAUGUACAAUGAAAUUUCAAAUUAAUUUAUUGGUUUCAAAUUCUACAGGAUUAAUGUGGAUAAUUUAGAUAAGACAGCUUAGUUUUUUGGAGUCAAAGUAAAUUUAUUAUACUAUAAUUUAGAAUAUUCCAGCCUCACUAAUAUAUGGCCAAGGCUCGCCAUUAGCCAAACAUGUGGGAUUAGGAAAGAAAAUUCUCUAAAACAAAUUAGAGACAUCAUAAUCACUAACCCAUAAUACUGAAUUUAUUCCAGGCACAGAAUAAUGGGAAGGGCCGUAAGAUUUAUGGAAAGCCAAUUAUGAAGAUGAUUAAGAGCCAUUUGAUUAUUUUGCCCGCUGAU
Paramecium pentaurelia is the source of this 572-nucleotide messenger RNA. Lineage: Eukaryota; Ciliophora; Oligohymenophorea; Peniculida; Parameciidae. The record is from the annotation of a GenBank genome assembly.